Messenger RNA from Amaranthus tricolor (Joseph's coat), 1257 nucleotides. RefSeq lists its product as uncharacterized. The record is from RefSeq and is a predicted model, not a curated record. The transcript has 3 exons. Lineage: Eukaryota; Viridiplantae; Streptophyta; Magnoliopsida; Caryophyllales; Amaranthaceae. Bases 142 to 1230 code for a protein of 362 amino acids.
UGUAGGGUUAUUAAAACUACAAAGGAAAAUAAUCAAAAAAAUCUAUAUAAAAGUGAAAUAAUUGAUUUUGCUCUUUCUAUGUUUGUUUCAUCUGUGUUGUACUUAAGUUGUAAUUAAGUCCAAUCAAAAUUAUAAUUUACAAUGAAGAAUUCAAAUAAAAAUACAUCAAAUUAUUUGAAGAUAGCAAAGGGAUUGAUGUUACUCUCCACAUAUUCAAUUUUAUUUCUCAUUGUUUACUAUCUCAUUGCAUCAUACAACAUUGGAGAAAUUGUACUUAGGUUGAGUUUAUCUUCAUUUUGUGGUCUAACAAAUAUGGCUAAUUCAAGAUUUAAUUGCUCUAUGACACCAUUUAUGCUAUCCAAUGAUGAUGAAACGGUGAUCUAUGAUAAGCAUUAUGAGCUUCGGAAGCUUCUAGAGGCAGCUUCAUCCAAGGAAAAAACAGUGAUAUUAACAUACAUAAACUCAGCUUGGGCAGCACCAAACUCCAUAUUUGAAAUCUUCCUAGAGAGUUUCAGAAUAGGAAACAAUACAGCUUACCUUCUUAAUCAUUUGUUGGCUAUUGCCGUCGACGACGCCGCCUAUGCUCGGUGCCAGACAUUAGUAUUCCAUUGCUAUCUUCUCAAAUCUUAUGAACCAUCAUCUGCAUUGGCUCAUCAAGCUACCUUCAUGACACCCAGUUAUUUGGAUAUUGUGUGGAGCAGACUUACUUUUCUUCAAACCAUUUUGACCUUGGGAUAUAACUUUGUUAUCACGGACAAUGAUGUUGUAUGGUUUAGAGAUCCAUUUCCACAUUUUACUCCAGAAUCAGACUUUCAAACAUCCUGUGAUCACUUCAAUGGAAGAGAAUAUGAUAUAAACAACCAUCCCAAUAAUGGAUUUCUUUUCGUAAGGUCGAACAAUCGAACAAUCAAAUUCUACGAAUUCUGGGCAUCCUCGAGACCAAAAUAUUCAAGUAUGCAUGAACAAGAUGCAUUCAACAGACUAAAAUAUGAUCCAGCAUUCCAUCAGUUUGGAGUAAAAAUAAGGUUUUUAGAUACAGCUUAUUUUGGUGGGUUUUGUCAACCAAGCAAAGAUUUGGACAAGGUUUGUACCAUGCAUGCUAAUUGUUGUGUUGGGUUACACAGAAAAAUUGCUGAUCUUAAUACUACCUUGAAUGUUUGGAAGACUUACCUUUCAUCAAAUCUUACUAAAUCAUCUAGGCCUUUUCAUGCCAACAAAUGCAUUGUGUAAUGCUUUUGUACCAUCAAUAUUGCUAGA